AUGGAAAACGAAGGUCAGAUAACCUUGUUGAACGAUAUCGAUGCUCUUAGCACAAACUACACUAUCAAGGUUAAAAUUGUUAGUUUGUGGAGGAAGAAGAUGAGAGCUAAUGAAAGAGAGACUUAUCGUAUAGAUAUGAUACUGAUGGAUGAAAUGGGUACCAAGAUUCAAGCAUCUUGCUUGCAUAAGCUAUUUUCAAAGUUUGAGAGGCAUCUUAUUGUUGAUGAAUGCCUUAUCAUAAAACGACCUUCUCUUGCUGCUAACACCACUUUUUUCAAGAUUGUACCUAACAAUCAGAAGUUAUCUUUUUACUACCACACGUUUGUGGAAAAGUGCAAAAAAUGGGAGGGUCCGCAAUAUGUUUUCAAUUUUGUUGAUUUUAAUGAUGUUCUAUCACAGAAAAUAAAGGAGGGUACAACAGUAGAUUUCAUUGGUUAUGUUUGUGUUUGUUAUAACAUCGAGGAUACGAACAAAAAGGAUGGUAGUAAAGGGAAACGCGUUAAUCUUAAGCUUCAAGAUAUUGAAGAUGUUCAGAUCGAUUUAACUCUUUGGGAUGAUUACGCUAAGGACAUGUAUUCUUACAUGGUUAGUGAAAAGCGUGAAGCACAUGUUGUCGUUGUUGUCCAUUUUGGUGCUGUUAAGACAUACAAAGGUAAAUGGGGUUUGUCUAAUAACUUUGAUGGUUCACGACUUUUCAUUAACGACAACUUUGAUGAUAUGCUAUUGUUUAGGCAAAAGUUUCUUGCAAAACUUGCUGCUUCAACUGAGUCAAGUAGCCAUGCUGGGUCAUAUAUCAUGUGUUCUGUCGAAGAUGAAUUUUUAAAGAACGAUGUUUUUUCACCAAUUGCUUAUCUUGGAUCAAUUAUAGAGCCAAAGAAAGUUGUUGUUGUUGGAACUAUCGUUGCAAUUGUUUCAGAUAAGAUGUGGUAUUAUGAUGGGUGUAACUAUUGCAAGUCCAAGGUUGAGCAAAAGUUUGAAACAUAUGAUAAGGAUGAUGGAACAAGUGAUGUUAAAGAUGAGAAGUUGUAUCAAUGUUCUAACAAGGAUUGUAAUGGUAAAGAAGUUUUCCCGUUGUCCAGGUUUAAAAUACCGGUUCGUGUUCAAGAUUCAACCGGUACGGUGACACUUACAUUGUUUGAUCAUGAGGCGAUGAAGUUUGUUGGUAAAACUGCAAAGGAACUUAUAGAAAUUCAGGACGAGUUAUUGAAGUCGAAUGAGAAUCCCGGAGAAUAUCCAGUUGAAUUUGAAUCAUUGCUAAACCUAAAGUGUGCUUUCGUGAUUAAAGUAAGUGACUUUAAUAUUGUCAAUGCUGUCGAGAAUUAUGGAAUCUCAGUUGUUACCACUGAUGAAGACAUCUUGGAUAAGCUGAACAAAAAAUUCAAAAUUGACCAACUUGAUGUAUCUGAUUCUUUUGGUAUGACUCAGUCUGAGCUCCAAGCUACUGGUGGUGACAGUUUUAAGAUUUAUUUUUAUUUCUUUAAGGAUGCGGAUUCUUACACUGGCGAUAACACCACACCUGUGUCAAAGGAUUACGUGUGUGACUUGAAGCAACCAUCUUCUGAUAUGAAGCGUAACCUGGAUGAUGUUUAUUUGAAUGAUGAGGGAUUGGGGUCGUCAGCGAUACUCUGUGGUGUUAACAAAAUGCAGAAUACGUUUAAACAACUUACUUCAUAUUCUUCUGAACGUCCACACCCUGGCAUCGCUGACGAAGGUAAGUAUAGACGUUGGUUAAGAAAAAUAUAUCUUGAUUAUAAGAAGUCAAAAUCAACAGCACUUCCGGCUUAUUUUGUUAGAGAUUGUAAUAACCAAAACCAUUGA
Molecule: messenger RNA, 1818 nt
Organism: Helianthus annuus (common sunflower)
Lineage: Eukaryota; Viridiplantae; Streptophyta; Magnoliopsida; Asterales; Asteraceae
Exons: 14
Coding region: 1-1818 (605 amino acids)
Biological process (GO): DNA repair; DNA recombination; DNA replication
Cellular component (GO): nucleus
Molecular function (GO): DNA binding
Source: RefSeq, a predicted model, not a curated record